UCAUUCUUCAUUCCCAUGGUAAUGCUAAUUUAUCAUAUAAUGUCCACUUUCCUUGUUGAAAUUUCAUUCUCAUCCCACCUUGUAGGUGGUAAUGAGUGGUAAUGAAAAUUGCUUCCCUUUGGAUCCAAAAAUACAAGUUUAGGGGUGAGAUUGCUUGCCCAUGGAGAAAAAAUGCCUCCCCAUGGAGAUUUUAAGGGGUUUUUCCUAAUAAAAUUACACUUAAAAUUCAUUCUCGUUACCACAAUUUAUUAACGACUACCAAACGGGCUGUAAGGAUUUUAUCUUUUGAGAGAGUACGAUCAAUGAACACCCAUUUAAGCGAGUCAAUGGUUGACAAUCUCUCGUAUAUACUCCAUACAAAACGAGUCUGGCUCGACCUCAUCGUUGACAAUCAAAGUAAGCAAUUUGACUCUUCUUUUUAUUGGCGCACUAUUUUUUUUCAGAGUACCGAACUGACUUCUCUUUUGUUAUUCAACACAAUGGCUCUGUUUGGGGAGGCAUUUUAGGUGCCUAAAAUGAUAAGUUGUUAAAACUUUUAUGUGCUAAAAUGAAUUAGGUGUGUUUGGGAAAUAACUAAAAUAAAAUUUCAGUUCCUAAAAUGACUGAUUUUGACAAGGUAAAAAAUAUAACGUUUGAAAAUCAGGUACCUAAAAUCAGGUACCUAAAAUCUUGGAAUAUGACGUAAAUUACAAAAAAAUUACGGCUCACACCAAAAUUCUCUCUCAUUCUCUCUCGUCUUCUCUACUGCGGAUUAUUGGCUUCAACCUUGUACUGCGUUGCUUCUCAAAUUCUGCAUCAGAUGAUGACAUGAUAACUUUUUGUGACAUUUUGAUCGCCUCAACGGAUGAAAAAGUAAAAGGACGUGCCAUAAAGUGGGUAUUAGUUCAGGAUGAGUUUGAGAAAAGAACUAAACGGAAAUGUCCAAUAAAAAGUAUGAAGAAUAAGUAUGAUUGGAUGAGGAGAGAUUGGCAGCUUUGGAAAUUCUUAAAAACAGGGGAAACCGGGCUUGGGUGGGACCCUACUACGGGAAAGAUCAAAGCUUCAAUUGAAUGGUGGGAAAAGAAAAUUAUGGAGAAACCUGAAGUAAAAAAGUUCCGAAAUAAAGGAAUAGCUCCCGAGAUAGAAGAUUUAUGGAAUAGGUUGUAUCAAGAUGGAUAUGCUACUGGUGAACAUGUUGUGUCAACAAGUAUUGACCCGUCGAGUGUGAUUGUGGUUAAUGUAGAAGAUGAAAGAAGUGGUCAGGAUAAUGAUGAGGGUGUUAAUGAAAAAGAUAAGAGCACUCAGGAUGGUAUUUACCCUGAAUAUUAUCCUGACUUAGAUAAUGUGGAUAGUCAAGGGCCAAAUUUUUAUAGCAAUUUACUAAAAGAUGUCUCAUCCCAAGUACCUAGUUUUUCUGUCAGUGGUGAUUGGGGUACGCAAGCAUCUGAUUUAGGUGUUAGUGGUAGUUCCAACACUCACAUUCCAAAUGCUGAUUGUCAGGAUACUACUACAGGAAGUGAGCCCUCCAACCUAAAGGGUAAAAAUGGUACUAGAUGCUCUAAGCAACCUCAAAAAUGUGGUACAAGAACUACAAAACCCAUACCAAUGAAACGUAAGGGAAGACAAUCUAGUGGAUCGGCUAUGUUAUCUAGUCACAUUAACACUAUGGUAAACACUUGUAGUCGAGCAUUGGAAUUAAUGGAGUCAGAUGCUGAUCAUCUUGGUAGUGUAAAUGCACAACGCACUUAUAAUGAUACUAGUAUUGCUACAGCAAUGACUAUUAUUAAUGACAUGUGUGCUUCUGAAUGUGGCCUUAUAAAAAAUAGUGAGUUAUGGUGUUAUUUAGUUCGUUUGAUCGAGGACGGUGCGAGAAGAGAAAUUUUCAUAAAAAUGGAUGACGAUGAAUCAAGGAUGACUUGGUUGGGUUACAUGCAUACUCAAGGCAUAUGAAUGGUUUUCUGUUAGACUCAUUUAGUUGCUUUUAUGUUUUAGUUUCAUUUCGAGAUUAAUAAAUUAAUGUAGUCAAUAUGACUGGUAGUUUGUAUUAAAUGUUUUUUUUUAUUAGCGAAUGUGAAUGACAAAAAUUGAAUUAUGUUUUUGUGUGUUAUAAAAUUAUAUUUAAGUUUGAUUAAAUUUUUGCAGUUUUAUUAUUAUAUGGUUACUAGGUAUACACGAUGGACAUUGAAAGGAGAAAGAAGAAACGAGAAAAAUUAUUUUGGGUGCUCAUGACAUGUAAUACAUGUGCUAUAGCAACAUAUUUUUGUAAGUACAUCUACAAAGAACCAUGCAUGACUUCCAACCAAACAGGAGAAGACUGGAUGAAUGACGUUUUAAACGGACAUUACAUACGAUGCAUCAAUGCUUUUAGGAUGGAGUCAAGUGUGUUUAGACAAUUAUGUGAAGAACUACAUCUUACAUAUGGACUGGAACCGAGUAAGAAAAUGACUGUUGUUGAAAAAGUCGGUAUAUUUAUCUACACUCUUGCAUUGGGUAUAUCUAAUAGAGAGGUAGCAGAACGAUUUCAACGUUCUGGUGAGACUAUUAGUAGAGCAUUUCAUGAAGUUCUAGAAGCAAUUAGUGGCCGAAGUAGGGCUUAUAUGGGUCUUGCACGUGAUAUAAUAAAACCAAAGGAUAGAAGCUUUUCAGAUAUACCAUCCCAAAUUGAACAUGACUCAAGAUACAUGCCAUAUUUUAAGGAUGCUAUUGGGUGCAUUGAUGGCACUCAUAUUGAUGCAUGCAUUCCUGAAGCAGAGCAACUGCGUUAUAGAGGAAGGAAAGGGAUCCCUACUUUCAAUGUCAUGGCUACAUGUGAUUUUGAUAUGUGUUUCACUUUCAUUUCUGUUGGAUGGGAAGGAUCUGCUCAUGACACUCGUAUUUUUCUUCAUGCACUUCACACACCAGAAUUAAACUUUCCAAAACCACCUGAAGGUAAGUAUUAUUUGGUUGAUAAGGGAUAUCCAGAUAGAAAAGGCUAUUUGGUACCAUAUCCAAAGACAAGGUAUCAUAAGGAUGAAUAUCAACAUGAGCCACCAACUAAUGAAAAAGAAGCUUUCAACCGCUCUCAUUCUUCCCUUCGAAGUUGUAUCGAGAGAUCAUUUGGAGUUUUGAAAAAAAGAUGGAAAAUAUUACGGCAAAUGCCACAGUUCAGUAUCAAUACUCAAAUUGAUGUCAUAAUGGCCACCUUUGCCUUACACAACUACAUACGAAAAAGUUCAACAAAUGACCUUAUGUUUAGUAUGCUCGACAAUAAUCCGGAUUAUAUGCCAAAUGAAGAAAUCCCGGACGUUGCUGAUUACAGAAGUAGCGAAACAUCAAGAGAGACUUCUAAAGAGAUGGAUUUGGUUCGUGACGGUAUUGCUAAUCAAAUAUGGAGUAGAACAUGA
This is a messenger RNA of Beta vulgaris subsp. vulgaris (sugar beet), 3362 nucleotides long. RefSeq names its product protein ALP1-like. The transcript is spliced from 5 exons. Lineage: Eukaryota; Viridiplantae; Streptophyta; Magnoliopsida; Caryophyllales; Amaranthaceae. Bases 2154 to 3362 code for a protein of 402 amino acids. The record is from RefSeq and is a predicted model, not a curated record.